AACGCAGCCUGGUGGUGGCGGAAAAAAAAAAAAAAAGCAAAGCAAAGCCUCGUACUGAAAGCGAUCGCCUUCAUUGCAGUGGAGGAGUUUCCGUGUUGAUGUUUAGGAGACUUAUAUAAAGAAGAAAAAUGAGACUUAGGUCUCAGAAAACCGUUACCGGUUGCUCGGAGACGCCGAGGAUCAACCGCCGGCGGUCCAACAAACCGACGCCGAAACGAACGCGCCUAUCUGGGACCGAAAGCCCGCUUCAGAGCACGCGUGAAGAGACCGUGGGUGAUGACCUCCACCAGUCAGACGACGAAAUACCCACACUGACGAGGCGACCACUGCCCCGUGGCCGGCUAAGGAAGAGAGCCAUCGCUGUUGAUGACAGAGAAGCAGAUUUGGCCUUCAAGACUCCGAUCAGGCCCAUCAUGCAACAUGAGCGCAUACUGUCAGAGAUCGACCCGGUGACGCCUCGAAACGCGACAGCCAGAAACAUUUACUCGCCCAUUGUGCGUUUCCUCACACCCAGCAAAGAGAAUGUGAAGUGUGCUGGAACCAAAGUGUUGAUGAGCCCAGAACAAGGUGUGUUUGGGUACGGCUCCAUUGACCUUCUGGCUGGAGAUGAGGAGGAGGAAGUCUUUGAUCCCUUUCGGUUCAUCAAGAACAUACCGUCACAGUCUCAGCAUUCCCGACCUCAGCUCAGAGAUAUUCCCCCCAAGACCAGGAGCACUCCAGAGGCCACGCUGGUGGUCGACCUGGAGGAGACCCUGAUGUUCAGCUCUCUGAAUGUGAUCGAUGAAGCAGAGUACACCUUCUACACGGCUUUCCAGGACAAUCAGUACAAGGUGUACAUGAUCCUACGACCGCACGUCAAAGAGUUUCUGGAGUCCAUGUCAAAGAUGUAUGAGCUCUUUGUUUACACGUGUGCAAAGAAGGAAUACGCUGAGAAGAUACUGAACAUCCUGGACCCGCAGAGAAAACUGUUUCGACAUCGUCUGUAUCAGGACGACUGUGCCUGCGUCCUCGGACACUACAUCAAAGAUCUCAACAUUCUCGGGAGGGAUCUCGCAAAGACAGUCGUUCUGGACAACGCGCCGCACACAUACCCGUACCAUCUGAUGAACACGAUUCCCAUCAAGAGUUGGUCGGGGGAGUCAGCGGACAGAGAACUCCAGAAGCUCGUCCCCUCCAUGGAGAAACUGUCUGCAGCCGAGGAUUUUCGGGAGGUGCUGAAGAAGAGGAAGGAUCACUUCCACAGGCUGCUGUCGGAGGACUAACAGGACCCCCCCCCCCCCCACCUCCCUCACUUUAACUCCUUUAUGUGACUUUCACAGCUCUUGUUUGCUUUCUUUAUGCUUUGGCUAAAAGCAGUAUCCAGUUGGAACCUAAAGCCUGCUGGUUUGUGGCGGACCUGCUCGUCCCUCCUCUGUCCUCCCUGAUUACUUUAAAGGACGGCUGAUCGGUAUUUCAAACAUGCUGCUGAUCGUUCAUCUCCCCCCCCCAACUACCACCACCGUCUUCUCCCAGACUCAUUCAACAAGGCAAUAAACUGCUACCCAGUGUAUGUGUAUAUUUACAAGAUAAAACUUCAACUAUUUUGUUUAUAGUGUUGAUGUUUUUUAUUUAUUGAUUAUAUUGCUAAUCAAUGUCUGUUAUCUCUGUAUAUUUUAGAUAUGCUUUUUUAAUGCAAAGAAAUGACCCUAAUAAUAAACGGGACAAUAAACCA
Dicentrarchus labrax (European seabass) is the source of this 1711-nucleotide messenger RNA. RefSeq names its product CTD (carboxy-terminal domain, RNA polymerase II, polypeptide A) small phosphatase like 3 (gene ctdspl3). Gene Ontology annotation, molecular function: phosphoprotein phosphatase activity. The record is from RefSeq and is a predicted model, not a curated record. The coding region runs from base 129 to 1262 and encodes 377 amino acids. Lineage: Eukaryota; Metazoa; Chordata; Actinopteri; Moronidae. The transcript has 11 exons.